Ipomoea triloba (trilobed morning glory) is the source of this 1612-nucleotide messenger RNA. Its product is annotated as aspartyl protease family protein At5g10770-like. Gene Ontology annotation, biological process: proteolysis. Gene Ontology annotation, molecular function: aspartic-type endopeptidase activity. The coding region runs from base 198 to 1346 and encodes 382 amino acids. The record is from RefSeq and is a predicted model, not a curated record. The transcript has 2 exons. Lineage: Eukaryota; Viridiplantae; Streptophyta; Magnoliopsida; Solanales; Convolvulaceae.
UCUCUUGUUCAUCUUUCUUUUUGUUGCAUCUUUUCACUUUUUAUUUAAGCUCAUCAUUUCUGGCUCAGGCAGCAAGAGCUCCUCCUACUCCUCUUCCUCCUACAAAACAGUAUUACCAUGUUCAUGUUGUUAACCUGACUUCACUGCUCCCAAAGUCUUACUGCGAAUCACACAGCAAAGGUUCAGAAAAGAUAAGAAUGGCAUCUAGAAACGGACCUUGCUCGCCGUCACACAACCCUCCUGCAAAGAAAAUUUCCUCUACAAAGCAAUCUGAAAAUGCCAAUAUUAAUAGUAAUAGUGGUUACAUGGAAUACUUUGUCACAAUUGGAGUGGGCACACCCAAAGCAGAGUUCAAUAUGCUGGUGGACACCGGCAGUGACAACACUUGGGUUCUUUGUAAACCUUGUACCACAGCCACAGGCUGUGCUCCUAAUGCUCAUCUCUUUGAUCCAUCCAAAUCAUCAACGUACGUCAAAGGUUCACACGAUUUUCAUAGCUUUUACGGCGAUAAUUCAAGCGUUAGUGGCGUGUGGGGGUACGAUACACUCACAGUUGAUAAAUCUCAUGUUGUCAAGAAAUUCCAGUUAGGUUGCGGCCAAGACAUCCAUAAUACUAAUUUUGGAAAUGCCGCCGCCGGGAUUCUUGGCCUAGGACAAGGGAAGGGGUCUCUGCCAUCUCAGGGAGGUUCCACCUUCAAAACCUUCAGCUAUUGUCUCCCAAAGUCUGAUAGCCAAGUCGGUUAUUUGGUUUUUGGGGAAGAAGCACACAAAAAGUCCUCCUCCUCCAAACCAAAAUUCACGCCGUUGCUCCAUCCACCCAAUAAACUGCCCACAAAUUCUCAAGAGUUUAGGGAAUCAUACUAUUUUGUAGAGCUUAUUGGGAUAACUGUUGCUGGGAAGCAGUUGAAUGUUGAUCCUUCCGUGUUCGCCUCUCCAGGAACCAUUAUAGACAGUGGAACUAGCAUCACUCAGUUACCCCCGAAAGCUUACUCCGCGUUGGCCACAGCUUUCAAUCAAUCAAUGGCCUCCAAAUAUCCUGCUGCACAAUCUAAGCAAAAUCCAAAGCUGGACACAUGCUAUAACGUGGAUGGGUUUAAUAGUAGCCAAGUCUCAGUCCCCGACGUAACAUUGCGUUUUAGAGGGGGAGUUGAUGUUUCUUUGAGGCCAUCUGGGAUUAUCAUCAUCCCGCCCAAUGAGACAAAUCUAGUGUGUUUGGGCUUCACUCAGAUCCAGCCCGACGACGACCAAAUCACCAUUAUUGGCAACCAUCAGCAGCGACAGAUAGGCAUGUUUUUCGAUUUACAGGGGAGGAGAGUUGGUUUCGGCACCACCAACUGCGCUGAUUGACUCCCUGCCUGUUAAUGGCUUCAAUCUGUCUUCAAUUUUGAUGUGUCUUCUCAUCAAAUACUACGUUGUGCUUGUGUUCAGUGUACUACUUGUCUACUACAACUAGAAUGAAGCAUUAUAUUAGUUAGUGUUUCAAGAAACGUUGAUGGAUGAUGUGUUUCAAGAAACCAUAGAUCUACGAAGCUAUGGUUGGUCCAUUUUAUUACUCUGUAAUUCUUAGAUGAAUAAAUAAUUUUAAAAAUCUUAGUAUUUUGAAUUGAAGCAUA